This is a messenger RNA of Lytechinus variegatus (green sea urchin), 996 nucleotides long. Its product is annotated as histamine H2 receptor-like. The coding region runs from base 1 to 996 and encodes 331 amino acids. Gene Ontology annotation, molecular function: trace-amine receptor activity. Gene Ontology annotation, cellular component: membrane. NCBI's taxonomy places the organism in Eukaryota, Metazoa, Echinodermata, Echinoidea, Temnopleuroida, Toxopneustidae. Gene Ontology annotation, biological process: G protein-coupled receptor signaling pathway. The record is from RefSeq and is a predicted model, not a curated record. The transcript has a single exon.
AUGGAAUAUUUUGAAAGCAGAAACCUAUCCAUUCAUACUUUUCACGAUUCAACCAUCCAUAGAGUUAUUGUAUCUAUUCUUCUUGGACCUCUUACUGCCAUCGUAAUAAUUGGAAACGCUUUGGUUAUUUUGACCGUUUGCAGUCGUCCCAAGCUACAGAAACUCAACUAUAUCAUCCUAACCAGUUUGGCUGUUAACGACUUCCUGACAGGUUUAAUUUCUAUUCCGCUAGAGAUUCACUUACGGACGAUCCGCAGUGAGCUUACGUGCACACUACGUUCUGCUGAAUGGUUUUUCAUAUGGAGUUACGUUUUCGUGUUCGGAUCUCUGACGCAUCUGUUACUCGUCAGCACCGAUCGAUACAUCGCAGUCACGAGACCGUUACGACACGAAGCGAUAUUAACGCCCAGUCGGAUAGCGAUCUUGAUCACGAUUGCUUGGUGCAUUCCGGCAUGUUACGGUAUUGCACGCAUCACCGUAAAUAGAUCGCAGACGAAUGAUGAUUUUUACUCCUACUGUCUUGGUAAAAGAGGCGUCAGCAACGGUGGUAUCGCUUCGAUCGUAUUCGAUCUUAUCGUACCCAUUUCAGUUUUCGUGGUUGGUUUCAUCCUCAUCAUCCUGAAUAUCCACGUGCUUCUCAUUGCAUUCCGGCAAUCCAAUCGGAUCGCCGACAUGACGCGCGCAUUGGACGCGCAUCAUCAGAACGCUAACAACGAGAACAAUAAUGCGCGUCACGUCAAAGCAACCAAAAUCAUACUAUCCAUGGUGGCGUCUUUUCUUGUAUGUUUCUUGCCUACGGGAUUAUUUCUCGGCCUUGCUACGCGCAUCGACGACGACGUGUGGUAUGUCACCGCUGAUGACGUCGCUUAUUCUCUCUUCUGCGUCAGUUCGGCGCUGAACCCGAUAAUAUACUGUUCCCGUGAUCGCGUUUUUCGAGUGAACUUGAUCGAGUUCAUACAUUCGUUAAAAAUAGCUGUCCAAAACAGUGUAAGAUAA